Messenger RNA from Batrachochytrium dendrobatidis JAM81, 996 nucleotides. RefSeq lists its product as uncharacterized. NCBI's taxonomy places the organism in Eukaryota, Fungi, Chytridiomycota, Chytridiomycetes, Rhizophydiales. The record is from RefSeq and is a predicted model, not a curated record. The transcript is spliced from 4 exons. Gene Ontology annotation, molecular function: protein binding. Gene Ontology annotation, biological process: cell division. Bases 1 to 996 code for a protein of 331 amino acids.
AUGCCAUCACAGAUUGACGGAUUAGUUGAGCAAGCUCAAAAGGCACUCGAGUCAUGCGAGCCAGGACUAGCAAUAAAGUUUCUUCAAAGAGCAAUCCAAGUCAUUGGCACGCCUAGUCCAUCACAUUCCAUCCAGUCUAUCGACCAUGCAAAAAUAUACCAGCUUCUUGGUUGGGCACAUAUGGAAAUUGUCAAUACACUGACAAACGAUACUCCAGAUUGUGUAGAUGUUCCCACAGAAAUGGAUUCAGCUAAACAGGCAUUUCUUCAUGCGAUUAAACUUGCACCCAAUCAGGACUAUUCGACCUAUUUAUAUCUUGGCCAAUUGUCGAUUGGUAAAGAGUCGAUUGCAUUUUAUGAGCUAGGCGUUCGGCUGCUUGAUUCUAAAAUCAUCGAGUGUAAAGAUCAACAAGGGAAUGAUGAUCAUCUGCAAUCAUUACAAAACAAGAUGGGGUCUGCACUAUGCUCCAUGAUUGAGAUUUACAUGACAGAUUGCUGUGAUGAGCCAGAGGCAGAGGAGAAAUGUGAAGAGUAUAUACAGUAUGCAAUCGAAAAGAACCCAACUAAUCCAGAAGUGUUCCAGACACUAGCAUCUAUCCGAUUGUCGCAAUCUAGACCUGAUGAGGCCAAAGUAUGUCUUGAAAAAAGCAUGGAUUUGUGGUAUGUUGAACCCAAUGACGACGAGCCUUUUGUUGCGGAUCCUAAUUGGCCAGCACAUCCACUACGAAUCUCAUUGUCUAAAUUACUGAUGGAAACCAAUCUUCACGAACGAGCCCUUGCAGUGUUACAAACGUGUCAAGUGGAGGAUGAUGAAGAGCCAGAAACAUGGUAUUUGUUUGGAUGGUGUUAUCGACAAUUGUCUGAAAACCAGCCAGAGCUUAUAGAAGACUCUAGUGCAUGCUUUGAUAGUGUUAUUGGGCUAGAGAAAAGGUAUCCAGGAUCAGUGGAUCCUGCUAUGCUACAACAUAUUUCAGAGUUAAUGAAUGCAAGGGUUUAA